AUGUCGGACAAAGCCCCUACUACGCGUUUCGCGCACUGGAACAAAUGGCCGUUCAUCAACCUGAGAUCGAACCAACUUCAAUCGCCCUUCUUCCGAUUAUCACGCGAGAUCCGAGACAAAAUCUACGAUUACUACGUCGUUGCCGAUAACGGCUACUUCUACAACCCGGAAACCCGGAAAAUGAUGGAUGGUCACCCGUCAUCCACAUCGCCAAAACCACAGGUCAUCAACAUCAACUUGAUAAGGACUUGUAAGAUCGCGGCGGCUGAGAUGAAGGGGUUGGCAUUCGAGCGCAAUGUGGUCAUAUUCCACGCUAUGUGCUCCGUGGACGACGGACAUGGGUACAUGAAUCUCAACUCACGGGCUGGACGCUUCAAAACUCCAGUAGCUAUCCAAUACUUGGAAACGAUGAAUCCAAGAGUACGCAUGUCACUACGCAAGAUCGUGAUAAGAGAAGACUUCAAAAGUGUUUCCAAUCCAGAACUCCACGCCCAAGGUCUCAUUCCCUUCUGUCGCGAGAAUAUGAACCUCCGGAUUACUCGACACAUCAGUCUUUUCAAAUCUAUGCUUCCAGUGCAUUCCGGCGGGCAAGACGACCGACGAAGCGAAUACUACGACUGUGAUGUUAUCCAGGGCGCGGAAUGUCUGGAAGCGAUGAAACACUGGAUACAAGCAGUAUCUUCACUCCACACACUUGGAAUGCCGAAAGAGAGCUUCUCACUGUUCUUCGACAACAGUGUGGCGGAAGGCGACUGGGUCUGGAAUGCGGUCGUCAUGCGCGCAAGAGCCCUGCAAGAAGUCUCUAAAAAAUGGCUUCGCGCAUCCCAUAAUCAUCCCAGGCCCUACAAUGGUACAGGUUUGAGUCCCUAUCAAACCUUGUUAAACCUCCCAUCAACAUUUGAGGCCAACGUUCGGAGUAUCGCAGAAGGAAACUCAAUCAUGCGGCUGACAUCGGGCAUGAGCCCAGUCGAGAUUGAAGCCACAGCUCUGAACUUGAAGCACUACAAGCACUUCACCCCUGAAACCUGGGAGCAUCAAUGGCACGUGACAGUGCUGUGUCUGAGCUUGAACACGGACUUCUGGAGACGUUUACAUCCGAGAUACAGCAUCGAGCCGGCGGGCUUUAAGAGAGUAGUAACAACGGUUAGGAGGAUGUGUGGACGGGCGCUGAGCAACGGUAUGUCGACGGAAUCGGCUGGACGGUAG
Messenger RNA from Alternaria viburni, 1206 nucleotides. RefSeq lists its product as uncharacterized. The transcript has 3 exons. The record is from RefSeq and is a predicted model, not a curated record. The coding region runs from base 1 to 1206 and encodes 401 amino acids. NCBI's taxonomy places the organism in Eukaryota, Fungi, Ascomycota, Dothideomycetes, Pleosporales, Pleosporaceae.